This is a messenger RNA of Anopheles nili, 1113 nucleotides long. RefSeq lists its product as uncharacterized. The transcript is spliced from 4 exons. Gene Ontology annotation, cellular component: nucleus. Bases 1 to 891 code for a protein of 296 amino acids. The record is from RefSeq and is a predicted model, not a curated record. Lineage: Eukaryota; Metazoa; Arthropoda; Insecta; Diptera; Culicidae.
AUGGACGGCAGCGCCCAAAGACCCGCACCCGUUGCAGGACUGCCCGGAAAGGAUACUCUACCCGUAAUCGGUAGAUCUGUAAAUGCCAAGUACCGUCGACACAGCGAUCCGACCAAAAUAUUCGAAACUGAUGCAUUGAAAGCAGAUAAUAACCGUUCAAGCAUUGUCAAGGCUAAACACAAAAAGGAGAAAAGCUUCCCAGUGGCUUGGCGAAGUGAAUUGAAUAAACCGCGGUCUGGAUCAGCUCAAGCGAGGCUUGAAAACUUACGUGCCGCCUUGCAGAAGGAGAUUGAUGAUCAGAAAGAACAAAAGUCUAAAGCAUCAACAAGUGAAUCGAAACUUUCUUCUGAUCAAAAUAGCUUUCCUGUACAGACCCUGAAAAAGGAAAAGAAUGGUCGAGAGUCAGAGCUGAAAUCAAAGUACGACGAAGGAUUAUCCAAUUAUCCGAGGUACUUCUACUGCAUUGUUGACACCUGCGUUUUCAUCAACCAUUACAAGGACAUUGAUAAUUUCCUAACGAAAAAGUUUGCAGACCGUCAACCAAUUUUGAUUGUACCUUACAAAGUUCUUGAUGAACUCGAUAUAGUGAAAUACAAAAAACCUCAUCUAGAGACGCAGAUUAUGCCUGUAAUAAAAUUUCUACACCGGAUGCUGCGAGCGAAAGAUCCUAGGAUAAAGGGUCAACAUCCUUGGGACGAUACCGUGGAGUUUAUGCCGAUAAAUUCACCAGAUGAUUCCAUCAUUAACUGUGCUCUUCAGGUGCAGUCUGUGGCCGAUAGUGAGGCAAAGGUUUUGGUGGUAUCCAACGAUUGCAAUAUGCUAACGAAAGCACUUGUGGCUCAUUUGGAUUCCUGUACGAUGGCAGAACUCCAAAAGGAUUACAAGUUCUAACGCUUUCUACCCUUGCGAUUCGAUAAUCGUCACGGUGAAAAAACAAAUGAUAGAGUGCCUUGUUAUACAAUAAAUACAAUUACUCUCGUGUAAAUAUUGCCAACUUCCGCUUACGAUUUCCGUCUGUCGAUAAGAUACCACCAAUGAUUGCAAAAUCGUAUUUAAUAUCCUCGUUAUAUGCAGUUAUUGCAGUUAUAUGUUGGAUUCAAUAUGUUACUACCU